Aethina tumida (small hive beetle) is the source of this 528-nucleotide messenger RNA. RefSeq lists its product as uncharacterized. The coding region runs from base 1 to 525 and encodes 174 amino acids. NCBI's taxonomy places the organism in Eukaryota, Metazoa, Arthropoda, Insecta, Coleoptera, Nitidulidae. The record is from RefSeq and is a predicted model, not a curated record. The transcript has a single exon.
AUGUUGCAAAAGAAAACGUACUACGGAGCCUUAUAUAAAAGAAAAUCGAUUCCAAUAGAUAGUAUCGUGUUCACGUCCAAAGCAAACAUGUCAGUGAAAUAUACAAGUUUCCUUUUGGUUCUCCUCGUUGCUCUUGCAAUUGGUGAGGCGCAGUACCGCCCCAAUUCAAGACUGACUCAAACGAGAAAAUCUGCCAGACAACAGACUCCACACACCGUCUAUGGACCACCACAAAACUCCACAACUACGUCCGAGGUUGAGACGACCACUGAACCACAAGCUGAGCAAAUUAGCUCAGUUAACGGCAACGUGAAGAACCAGAAGUUGCAGGCCAAUCAGGAGCAGGGAGUUUACUACGUUUACCAUCCAAGCGGAUUGUUGCAAAGAGUGGAGUACUUGAGGAAGGACGACACCGAGAACAAGGAAUUUCUGGCCCAACUAAAGUACCAAGAUGUCGCUCCAAUCAGGGAACCAAUCUACACCUACGACCCCAACACUUAUGUUUUUAGUCAGUUGUCUGUGUAAUGU